Orcinus orca (killer whale) is the source of this 6657-nucleotide messenger RNA. RefSeq names its product galanin receptor 1 (gene GALR1). The coding region runs from base 605 to 1654 and encodes 349 amino acids. Gene Ontology annotation, molecular function: galanin receptor activity. The transcript has 3 exons. The record is from RefSeq and is a predicted model, not a curated record. Gene Ontology annotation, cellular component: membrane. Gene Ontology annotation, biological process: G protein-coupled receptor signaling pathway; negative regulation of adenylate cyclase activity; positive regulation of cytosolic calcium ion concentration. NCBI's taxonomy places the organism in Eukaryota, Metazoa, Chordata, Mammalia, Artiodactyla, Delphinidae.
GGAGUGGCCCUCUGCCAAUGCCCACAGAGGCACAGAGCACUCUCCCGUUUGACCGAAAACCGCGAGGGGAGAGAGGCGCCGGCCGGUUGGGAGGCGAGGGCAGCCUUCUCCACGAACCGGGCGGUACGUGGCCGCGCGCCCGGCUGUGUCCCCAGAGCGCCGCGGGAAGGGAGAGGCUCAGAGCGACAGGUGCAGCCCGCAGCCACUCCCGGGACGUGGGAGACGACCUGCAGGGGCUCGGAGUCGGUAAGGCGCGGAGAGGGCUCUGUCCACCCCCAGGGCUGCACCGGCAGGUCCCUCCUCCCGGGUGCGGGCGGAUCAGCGGGCGGUGGUGCCUGGGCAAGGGGAGCCCUGCGUUCUCCGGACAACCGGCCCGGUCUGGGAAGGUCCAGUUCCGGCUCCGGUCCGUGUCCUCUCUCGGGCAGCCCCGUCCAAAAAGACGGUGCCACGAGGCACGGGCGCCCGGGCGCGUGCCCAUCAGGGAGGCUCAGGCUCAGAAACUCGCGCUCUGCGUGCCAGGGGCUGGGUACCCCGGCUCCCCGCGGCGCCUUCCUUCCCCGGCCAGCACCCUUCGCCGGCGCGACCCGGGCGCCCCCCGCGCGCCAUGGAGCUGGCGGCCGGGAACCUCAGUGAGGGGAACGCGAGCGGGCCCGAGCCCCCCGCCCCGGACCCCAGGACUCUUUUCGGCAUCGGCGUGGAGAACUUCAUCACGCUGGUGGUGUUCGGCCUGAUCUUCGCGCUCGGCGUGCUGGGCAACAGCCUGGUGAUCACGGUGUUGGCGCGCAGCAAGCCGGGGAAGCCGCGCAGCACCACAAACCUGUUCAUCCUCAACCUGAGCAUCGCCGACCUGGCCUACCUGCUCUUCUGCAUCCCCUUCCAGGCCACGGUGUACGCCCUGCCCACCUGGGUGCUGGGCGCCUUCAUCUGCAAGUUCGUCCACUACUUCUUCACCGUGUCCAUGCUGGUCAGCAUCUUCACCCUGGCCGCGAUGUCGGUGGACCGCUACGUGGCCAUCGUGCACUCGCGGCGCUCCUCCGCCCUGCGGGUGUCCCGCAACGCGCUGCUGGGCGUGGGCGUCAUCUGGGCGCUGUCCAUCGCCAUGGCCUCGCCGGUGGCCUACCACCAGCGCCUCUUCCACCGGGGUGUCAGCAACCAGACCUUCUGCUGGGAGCAGUGGUCCAGCCAGCGCCACAAGAAGGCCUACGUGGUGUGCACCUUCGUCUUCGGCUACCUGCUGCCACUCCUGUUCAUCUGCUUCUGCUACGCCAAGGUCCUUCAUCAUUUGCAUAAAAAGUUGAAGAACGUGUCAAAGAAGUCAGAGGCAUCGAAGAAAAAGACUGCGCAGACGGUGCUGGUGGUGGUCGUGGUUUUCGGGGUCUCCUGGCUGCCUCACCACGUCAUCCACCUCUGGGCUGAGUUUGGGGUCUUCCCACUGACGCCCACCUCCUUCUUCUUCCGGAUCACCGCCCACUGCCUGGUGUACAGUAAUUCCUCCGUGAAUCCCAUCAUUUACGCGUUUCUCUCUGAAAAUUUCAGGAAGGCUUAUAAGCAGGUGUUCAAGUGCCACGUUCGCAAUAAGUCACCUCUUAAUGACACUAAAGAAAAUAGAAGUCGAAUAGACACCCCGCCAUCAACCAAUUGCACUCACGUGUGAAAAAAGAUCAGCGUGUUCUUCGUGCGGCGUUUCCAUACUUGUGGAGUAGACACGUAAAAAAUACAAUGAGGUGUUAAACAAGGCAGCAACUUGUUAUCUUAACAACAAUUCAUAUUAUAUUCAUUAAAUUCCACUUAUGUUUAAAAAGUACUUUGAUCUACCUGGAAGAUCCCUAGGUCUAGUGAAGAUUAUUUCUAAAUUUUAUUUUAUUUCUAAAUUUGAUUCCAUAAGCGAAAGAGAAUAAAAUAGUUUUAUACCUCUUAAGAAAUGAAAGUUUAAUAGAAUUCCCUACAUUUGUUCAGUUCUUCAUAGGAUAAGGAAUAAGGACCUAGAAAGAGGGCCAGGAAUAUUUGUGAUCUACAUUUUGAAGCAAAUUUAUUUAGAAAACGUGUUUGUGCUUUAGUUCUUCAAUUUUAAGAUAAGGGAUAAUAUUAAAACUGUGUGUUUUAAAAUACGAUCAUGGACACAUGAAAGUGUUCCCUGAGUUUUAUUUUUGCGACUGUUUAUAUAGAGACACUGCUAUUUGAUGGAAAUAAGUUUAGUGCACAUGUCACAUUUGCUCCCAGUUGUAAGUAGUGUACAGGGCUUCUGAGUUGUGCUGCGUCUGUCUGCAAUCAUGAGGUCCAUUAAGUUUAUCUCAGGAGGUCAGGAGGUGUUGCGGCCAUGACCCUGGGUGUCAGCCAUCGGGAUGUCAAUUAAAAGCUAUCCUGUGAACUUAGUCUUUAUUGAGUUGACUAAAAAAAUCAGGGAAAUCACCACCUGCAACUCUUCUAAUAGUGGAAGCUGUGAAUGAGAUUUGAGAAUGAAAUUGGACAUUAAAAUUAUAUAUAUACAUAUAUAUAUAUACACACACACACACACACAUAUAUAUAUAUAUAUGGCAAGGUAUUAGCUAUGCCUUGAAUGUAAUCUACCCCAAAGAGAGAAUUUUAAAAAUGUCAGUGAAGAUGAUGUACAGAAAAUAAUUUCCAUAAAUUCAGAAAUUAGCAAGUCAUGUGAGAUAAUUGUCAUGCCAUGUGAGGAAGGCAUAUACUAAAUGUUUGGUUCGGAUAAAUUUUGAAGAAAACAAAUCUUAUGAGUGGCUCUACCCAGGGAUACCAUAUCUUGUACAAACAAAUGCUUUUUUCAUUAAAUUUGUAAUGAUGUCUAAUGCACCUUUGCCCCAAACAUCAUUCCCUCUGGAAAUGUUCAUUUGGGGUUCAAAUCCUCAUGACUUGAGUUUCAAAUGUAGUUUUUGUGAUGAUUUCAUAUUUACAAUGAGAAAAUAGUAUGAAAAGAUUAAAUGAUCCUAUAUUAGAAAAUAAUUCUCAGACUGUAAGACUUCGAUCUAUUUUAGGAUGAUACAAAAGCAAGAAGAUUUUUUAAAAAAGAAAUUUGUGUAAUGUACACCUACCUGUGUCAAAUCAGGACUUCAUGUGAAAUACCAAAUUUUAGAUCAAAAAACCCAACUCGAUGUAAGUCUUUGCACGUUAACUUCUCUAGUUCAUGAAUUUACUUUCAAAGUUAUAUUCCUCCAGAAAACGGUGUUUACCUUUGCAACGGUAUAAAUAGUUCUCUGGACGGAAUAGGAGAAAACUGUCAGAGAGCGUGGGAAAGCAAGCGCUUUCGUGUUUGAUGGCCAGGGAAAAAUUAUGUAUAUGUGUAUGUGAGUAUUUUUAAGAACAACAUAAGUCCUUUGCACGGAAAAUUUGUUUGCACUUUAUUCAAAUAUAGCAGCAGAUACAUUUUAUCCUGAUGAUGAUACCUCAUGUGCUUUGCGGAACUUGAAGCUGCCGUUGUAAAUGCCGGGACAGCUUCUGAGUGUGUGAAUGCACGCGACUGCGCAAAGAGCUGCCUCCUGGUUGCCUUUGGACUUGCGUGGAUGACGGCGAUUCCCUGCACCAUGGCUGUUCUCUUGUUUUCCUCUUCUGUUUUCCACGCACUCAAAUGAGGUAUUAAAACAAAUACAGUAGCUAAUGCUGCUCUUUUCUAAAAAGUGUUGAGAAUGGGCUUCGACACGACGUAUUUACCCUUGUAAUGCCUUGGUCCCUCGCAGAUGACGUGAUCACGGACUUGCAAAACCCAAGUGUGCCGAGUGUACAAGCAGGUCGCUUCAUUUUGUGGUCACAUAGGAUAUUCUUCCCGCCAUCGUCAUUGUAAUCAAUUCCUCUUGUUCAGAGUUGAGGUUAUCUCUUCCUCUAAUGGGUUUUGUUGCUGAUGAUAACGUAGGUCUGCAAAGAUGUAAAACCCUGUAAAGUUUCCUGAGCGAGGGGUUGCAGAAGAACUUAUAUUGCAUCUGCCGACCAGCUGCUUCCUGGGGCUCCGAUGUCCUCAUGUGUAAUUAAAGGGACCCGUUCAGAGGCCCCGCCCCUUCUUCACUGUAUAACCCAGCCCCCUGCCUUACUCCCAGCAGCCAGGCUAAAGGAGAGACCCCCAGUGCGUCUUUCACGUCCGGCAGCUGGAUAAACCUUGUUUUUCGUGACUUUCAAAGAAAAUUGAUGCUUUGUCCUUAGAUGUGGCUGCUUUAGUGCUCCAGGGCAGCUGUUAUUUUUCUGGACCUUUUCCUUCCUCAUGGGGCGGUGGCUCUGGAAUAUUUACAUAGUGGGCAGGCAUGCUGGCUGUUUCAUAUGCAUAAGCAACAGUUUCGGUUCCCUGCUGGUGAAGAUAGGGACUCCGAUGAGGAGACUGUCUUGUCCUGUGUUCCCAGGAAGAGCGUAGAUAGUCUCUGCUGUUCUGACCACGCAUGUGCUCAGCCAGGUGAGGGCUGAGGCCGUUUUCUGAGUAUCGCAGGGAAAUACUUCUGCUGUAAAUGGGAUCGUUCUGCUGCACACAUCGGGAGUCAAACCAUCGUCUUCCCCUCCUCCGGCUUUCCCAACCCCUGUGCUUCUCUCCUAACUUGCUUCCAGGCAGCGUUCCUCACUCUGACAUAUACCAUAGUAAAAUUCCUCCUUCACCCCAGGCGUACCAGUGGAGGCAUGUCUGAACCGCCUGAGCCGUGCGCGGCUAAAAGCUUCUGUGACUCAACUUCCGGUUGGGAUCCUGCGGAUGACUGCAUUUGCUCAGUGUCUCAGAUGCGUUGAGAUGGUGCAGAAAUGAUUCCAAGACGUUAGCUGAAACCCAAGGUCAGACUUCUGGGCAGGAGAGAAUCCAUUCCCUUUCCACAGAUGCCACAGAUAAGCUGUACGAUCCCACGUGCUUGUGUUCAAGCAGCCUUGCGUUGAGUAAAGCAAUGUACUGUUCAGCUUCCUCAUGUUCUUGCUUAAAAAGUUAUUAAACAUGUAUAUAAACCACGUGGUCAUGUAAGUUGAGUCAAGAGAUCAAGGUGGCUCCUUCUGGAGACUUACCAUCUAAAAUUUGUCAAUUUCCAACUGCACUGAUUACAAAUAUCUUCCCGGUUUUAAAUUUGUAAAUGACUUUCUAUUUAAGGUAAUCAUGUUCUUCUUGGCCAUUAAAAGACGUUGCAUGUUAAGUUAUUUGUCAAGCAGAUGUUAACGACUUGUUUGUCUGAGGACGUGUUGAUUUUAAAAGUCUCUGUAGUCAGGGUAGGUGGCCUUAAAUGCCGAUGCUGAUUUGUCUUGGAAAGAAAAAAAUUGCAAAAUGGGUUUAAUUUGUGCUGUGUUUUAAUAUUUUCUCUUUUAGAAGUGGAAAAUUGAGCCUGCAGAGUGAUUUUAAAAGCUUCAGCAGCCUUGAUGUGGGCUGUGUGUACGUCAGGCAAGCGUGUCUAGGGGAGCGAGCUGUGCGUCGUCUGCAUCGCCCAGCAUUCUGUUUCUUUACCCGCGAAAGCACCACAGAUGGUCCAGAUGGUGGUUUCUUUUCCUACGUGAGUGUGAGUGGCAGGUGCACGCACUCCUGCCUCCUGCACCUGGGCUGCCACCCUGGGAUUCGGAGGUGGGCAGGUGUGCUCAGUGUGGCAAGAUACUCGGGACGUUCACAGGCCCUGGGCACUGCCCCUCUGCUGGGUCCUGCACUCACGCUCAGGGCACCUCCUGCUGCCCUGAGAGUGCGGGUUCUGUCCUGGGGGCAGCAGUAGUGGUGGGGACAUCUCAGGGAUGGAGAGUGGGAGGGGAAGUUGGCGAGUAAGCGCCCUACUUUUGUACACCUGGUGAAAUACCCUCAGCUGGGCUUUCUCUCCCAGUCUGUUUGAACAUUGGCCAAGUUUGCUGUAUUCAGACAGUUGUGCGAAGAGCCGAUCCUGUAGCUAAGGCUUUUGGUGUCACUUUGGGGUGGAGAGCCCCAUCCUUUUCUGUCUUUUUUUUUUAAAUUGAAGUAUAGUUGAUUUGCAAUGUUGUGUUAGUUUCUGGUGUACAGCAAAGCGAUUCAGAUAUAUAUAUAUAUAUAUAUAUAUAUAUAUGUAUAUAUAUAUAUAUAGAGAGAGAGAGAGAGAGAGAGAUGCUUUUCAGAUUCUUUUCCAUUAUGGUUUAUUACAAGAUACUGAGUGUAGCUCCCUGUGCUAUACAGUAGGACCUUGUUGUUUAUCUAUUUUAUAUAUAGUGGUAUGUAUAUGUUAAUCCCAAACUCCUAAUUUAUCCCUCCCCAGUUUCCCCUUUGGUAACCCUACGUUUGUUUUCUCUGUCUGUGAGUCUGUCUCUGUUUCACAAAUAAGCUCCUUUGUGUCAUAUUUGAUUCCAUAUUUAAGUGAUAUCAUAUGAUAUUCAUCUUUCUCUGUCUGACUUACUUCACUUAGUAUGAUCAUCUCUAGGUCCAUCCGUGUUGCUGCAGAUGGCAUUAUUUCAUUCUUUUUAUGGCUGAGUAAUAUUCCGUUGUAUAUAUGGACCACAUCUUCUUUAUCCAUUCAUCUGCCGAUGGACAUUUAAGUUGCUUCCAUGUCUUGGCUAUUGUGAAUAGUGCUGCUAUGAACAUGGGGGUGCAUGUAUCUUUUCGAAUUAGAGUUUUCUCUGGAUAUAUGCCUAGGAGUGGAAUUGCUAGAUCAUAUGCAAGCCCCAUCCUUUUUGCUGGGGAACAGUUUUCUGGCAAUCUCAAGGUGUAUUGCACAGCCCCCAAUUCUCAGCAUUUAGAGAAGUCAC